Molecule: messenger RNA, 1584 nt
Organism: Diplodia corticola
Lineage: Eukaryota; Fungi; Ascomycota; Dothideomycetes; Botryosphaeriales; Botryosphaeriaceae
Product: s-adenosylmethionine decarboxylase proenzyme
Exons: 2
Coding region: 1-1584 (527 amino acids)
Biological process (GO): spermidine biosynthetic process; spermine biosynthetic process
Cellular component (GO): cytosol
Molecular function (GO): adenosylmethionine decarboxylase activity
Source: RefSeq, a predicted model, not a curated record
AUGAUCGCUGAAAUCCCCAAGAACUAUACCCAUUCUCCGUCCUCGUACAAUGGCACGCCGCAUUUGACCAUCAACAAAGAGGCUACCGUCGACCUCGACUCUUCCACUGCCUUCGAAGGUCCUGAGAAGCUCCUAGAAGUAUGGUUUAGUCCGUCGGUUAACCUGUUGCCGGCCACGGCUAGCCCCAAUGGGCUGAAGUCGGUUCCUGCGGAAACAUGGAAGGAGAUGCUUGACCUGGUCAACUGCAAGGUUCUCUCCAUUGUCGAGUCGCCCGACGUAGAUGCCUACCUCCUUUCGGAGUCGAGCAUGUUUGUCUGGAAGCACAAGCUGGUCCUAAAGACGUGUGGUACUACCACUCUGCUGUACGGCCUUCCCCGCAUGCUGGAAAUCGCGCUCAAAGACGCUGGCUUCCCCGGCAUCCAGGCCGAUUUGGUCAAGAGCGUCCAAGCCUCUGCUACUCCGUACCGCGUCUUCUACAGCCGCAAGAACUUUCUUUUCCCAAACCAGCAGCGCGGGCCCCACCGCAGCUGGCGCGAUGAGGUCAAAUAUCUGGACAAGAUGUUCCUUGGUGGCAGCGCCUACAUGAUCGGCAAGAUGAACGGAGAGCACUGGUACUUGUACAUCACCGGCCCUGACACUCGCCUUACCCCGCCGACUUCGCCGGAAAGCGAGCGUCACCCCGAGACCGAGACAAAGUGCCUGAAUGUUCCGCGGCGGGGGAUGGUGGCUGGUAUGGCCACUGAUGAGGCGCAGGACGAGACUCUGGAAGUAUUGAUGACCGAUCUUGACGAGGAGAACGCCCGGCAGUUCUACCUCGAGGACGCGAGUGCGGUCGCGGAAGGUCGCUACUUCCAGAAGGCCCGUGAGGCGCGCAAGAGUGCUAUCAAGAGCCUUGGUGUUAUCCAUGAGGAUGGCUCGGCCGAGUCCAGCCUGGCGGGCAGCACCCUUCUCAACGGAUCCAACAACGACAGCUUUGAUGUCUUUGAGCAGACUUCGUCUGACCACAGUGGGUUCCAUUCGGACACGUCGGACGACGAUCUGACCUUCCCCGAGGAGCUCACGACCGAGGGACACACGCUUGGAACGGUUGUGUCGGAGUCUUGCGGGCUUUCGGAUGUCUAUCCGACAAGCAAGUACCCCGACGCGCGGGUUGACGCCUACCUGUUCACUCCUUGCGGCUUCUCGGCCAACGGCGUCAUCCCUGCUCCUGGUGGCCCUGACGGAACGGAUGCCACGCACUACUUUACCGUCCACGUUACACCGGAGCCGGUAUGCUCGUACGCCUCGUUCGAGACCAACGUGCCGGCGCGUCAGAGCGGUCGUGAGACUGCCGACAUUGUGGAGCAAGUGGUCAAGAUCUUCCAGCCCGGGCGUUUCAGCGUCACGCUCUUCGAGGCUAAGCCUUAUGGAGAUGAUAGUCUCGCAUCGGCUGCUAAGCGUAGCGCUCGCAUGGACAACAUCAAGGACUACAAGAGGGUUGACCGGGUCAUCCACGACCUUGAUGGGUAUGACCUUGUCUUCCGUUACUACGAGCGCUUUGAUUGGAAGGGUGGGGCUCCCAGGCUCGGAGAGAUUGGAUGCUAA